AUGUCCUCCAGCAAUGCCGUACACUACGACCGCUGGUUUCAAUCGGCUGACUCGGAUCGCGAUGGCCGAGUUACGGGCGGGGAUGCUGUGGCGUUCUUUGGCCGCUCAGGGCUGCCCAGAGAGGUCCUGGCCACCGUGUGGGAGCUGGCGAAUGACAGGCGGCUGGGGUACCUGGACCGAAUGGCCUUCCACAAGGCCAUGGACCUGAUCUCCCUAGCGCAGUCGGGUCAGCCGGUCACCAAGGAUGGCUACCUGGCCCAGAUAGACGCCGGCGGAUUCCGACUGCCCACGAUGGCAGGGCUAAGCGACGCUGACGGCAAGCCCAUUGAUGCCGCGCCGGCGGCGCCGGUGGGGGGCGCCAUAUACGGCAGCAAGCCCGUGCCCAUGAAGGUGUGCACCUCCGUCAUUGAUGGCCUCAAGCAGAUAUACUUCACCAAGGUGCGGCCGCUUGAGGAGCAGUUCAAGUUCGGUCACUUCUUCUCCCCGCUGCUGAACGAGUCGGACUUUGAGGCCAAGCCCUCGGUGCUGCUGCUGGGCCAGUACUCGACGGGCAAGACCACCUUCAUCAAGUAUCUUCUGGGCCGGGACUACCCGGGCACUCACAUAGGACCGGAACCCACCACCGACCGAUUUGUGGUGGUGAGCAGGGGGGCGGGGGGGGCGCCCCCACCCCCCCCCGCGCAUGUGUGGGUAGGGCUGGGACAGCACCACACCCCGGGCCCACCUCCACCACGUAACACCCCAUACACACACGCACGCACACGCGCGCGGACACGUCCCCCAGGUGUUCUUUCCGGUGAGAAGCAGCGCAUCGAGCGCGCGUACAACUUUGUGGAGAUUUGCGAGUGGUUCGCUGCCCGCUGCGACCUGAUCUUCCUGCUGUUCGAUCCGUACAAACUGGACAUCAGCGACGAGUUCAAGAGCGUGAUCAACUGCCUGCGGGGCCAUGACGACAAGGUGCGGGUCAUCCUGAACAAGGCGGAUCAGGUUGACCAGCAGCAGCUCAUGCGGGUGUACGGCGCCCUCAUGUGGAGUCUGGGGAAGGUGUUUCGGAGCCCGGAGGUGUGCAAGGUGUACGUGGGGUCGUUCAACAGCGACGCUCCCAUCAACGAGCGGAUCAACCCGUACGGCAAACCCCUGUUCGAGGCCGAACAGAAGCAGCUGCUGGCGGAUCUGUACGAGAUCCCCCAGAGGUCCACAGACCGAAAGAUCAACGAGUUCGUGAAGCGAGUGCGCGCAGCCAAGAUCCAUAUCCUGCUCAUUGGGCACCUCCGCAAGCAGAUGCCGUCCAUGUUCGGAAAGGAGAAGGCGCAGAAGAAGCUUCUAGACGACAUCAUUGCCAACUUUGAGGAGGUGUGGGGCGGGGAGAAGUGGAAGGGGGCAGGGGUGGUUGAAGACCGCCGUCGCUUCCCGUUUGUGGAGGGGACGUAA
This is a messenger RNA of Volvox carteri f. nagariensis, 1431 nucleotides long. RefSeq lists its product as uncharacterized. The transcript has 12 exons. Gene Ontology annotation, cellular component: plasma membrane; cytoplasm; intracellular membrane-bounded organelle. Lineage: Eukaryota; Viridiplantae; Chlorophyta; Chlorophyceae; Chlamydomonadales; Volvocaceae. Gene Ontology annotation, molecular function: protein binding; calcium ion binding. The record is from RefSeq and is a predicted model, not a curated record. Bases 1 to 1431 code for a protein of 476 amino acids. Gene Ontology annotation, biological process: endosomal transport; endocytosis.